Candida albicans SC5314 is the source of this 1497-nucleotide messenger RNA. It is a transcript of the gene TUB4, whose product is annotated as gamma-tubulin. The coding region runs from base 1 to 1497 and encodes 498 amino acids. The transcript is spliced from 2 exons. Gene Ontology annotation, cellular component: cytoplasm; nucleus; spindle. Lineage: Eukaryota; Fungi; Ascomycota; Pichiomycetes; Serinales; Debaryomycetaceae. Gene Ontology annotation, biological process: meiotic spindle organization; microtubule nucleation; mitotic cell cycle. Gene Ontology annotation, molecular function: GTP binding; structural constituent of cytoskeleton. The record is from RefSeq and is a predicted model, not a curated record.
AUGCCUGGUGAGACAAUUACAUUACAAGUGGGUCAAUGUGGUAAUCAAGUAGGAUUACAAUACUGGCAACAAUUGGCAACAGAGCACGGCAUACAAUCUGAUGGAUCAUCAACACCCUAUCCUAAGGACAUCAAUGAUUUACAACUACAAGAACUUAACAAUUCCGGGUCAUCACCUCAACUGUAUCCACAACAAACCAAACCCAAUGGGAAAUAUCGUAAUGAUCAUCCAGAACUUUUUUUCACUCUUUCAGAUUCUAAUACAUAUACCCCAAGAUCUAUUUUGAUAGAUAUGGAACCAUCAGUCAUUGCAAAAAGUACAUCUGCUUUACCCAUGUUUAAUCCUCGUAAUGUUCAUUUGAGUAAUCAGGGGAAUGGUGCUGCAAAUAAUUGGAUAAAUGGAUAUAAAUAUGGUACAGAGGAAGAAGAAACUUUACUUAAUUUAAUUGAUCGAGAAGUCGAUAAAUGUGAUAAUUUAUCAAAUUUCCAAUUAUUUCAUAGUGUUGCCGGGGGCACAGGGUCUGGAGUGGGGUCAAAAAUGUUAGAAGUGAUAAGUGAUAGAUAUGGUCAUAAGAAAUUAUUAAAUACAUUUUCAAUAUUCCCAUCAAAUGAAGAUACAUCAGAUGUUGUUGUACAACCUUAUAAUACUAUUUUAACAUUGAAACGAUUAAUUGACUAUAGUGAUGCAACUUUUGUCUUCCAUAAUGAUUCAUUGAAUAGAAUUGAAAAUAUAUUAUUUAACAACAAUAGCAAUAUCCAACAUGACGAUAAUGACUUGUUUUUAGGAGCAAAUAAAUUGAUUGCCUUAGUUUCUGCAUCGGUGUCAAACCCUUUAAGAUUUCCUGGGUAUAUGUAUAGUUCAAUGGAAUCGAUUGUUUCAAAUUUAAUACCGACCCCAGAUUUGAAAUUCUUGACAAGUUCAAUAGCUCCGUUCAGUACUCAAAAACACAACUAUUUGAACGAAUACGAUAUGUUAUUGGAAUUGUCGAAUGAUCGAUAUAAAACUAAUCGUGUUGGCGGUGAUACUUCCUACAUUAGUAUGUUAAAUUAUCUUAUUGGAUACAAUUUAGAUCAACGUGAGAUCCGUAAGGGGAUAUUGAAAUCACAACAAAGAAUCUCAUUUGUGCCCUGGGUAGCUCGAUCCGUAUUAGUUGUUCAUGGGAAAAAAUCUCCGUAUUUGAAGAAUACUAAUUUGGAAGGAAUUCAAGUAACAAACAAUACUUCAAUGAUAGAUGUUUUCACGAAAAUUCUAAAACAAUUUGAUUUAUUAAUUAAAAGAAAAGCUUAUCUUAAUAGAUAUUAUAGUAGUGUGGAAGAAGAAAAUGAAGUAAUGGAGAUGUUUAAUGAAUCUCGUGAAAGUGUCAAAUCGAUAAUAGAUGAAUACAAAGCUUGUAAAGAGAUAACCUAUUUAGAUGAUGAUGAUGAGGAUGAUCUAGAAGAUGGUGGUGGUAAUGGUAAUGGUUAUAACAAUAUAGAUGAUGCAGAUAUGGGUAUAUAA